This is a messenger RNA of Cladocopium goreaui, 1797 nucleotides long. NCBI's taxonomy places the organism in Eukaryota, Dinophyceae, Suessiales, Symbiodiniaceae. The record is from the annotation of a GenBank genome assembly.
AUGGCGUUGUCCGACUUGGAGCACCUCCGGGUGCUUCUGAAGGAGGAAACGCAGCAGCUUCGCCAGGAGCUGCGACGGGACAUCUCCGAGAUCCGGCAGAACGAGCAGAUCGAGCAGCCCACGCUGGAACGGCUGCUGUCAGGGAAUAUGGGGCAAGUCGGGCAGAUGCCCCCGGAACUCAUCAGGACCUUCAGCUCUCCAUUGUUUCCCAGAUCUUGGUCUCGGCAUGUCUCGGAUGGAGAUCACGCAUCGCAAGGGGCAGGCCAUACGGAGCACGAUGACGAGUUGUUCGAAUGGCAUCGGCACCCACGGAAAAUCCAGCCGCGGAGCAGCAGCAGUUCUCCCAACAACCGCUUUCGGCGCGGCCGGGCCGCGAGCAAACAUGGGAAUUCCCCCAACCGGAAACGCUUUGGCAACAGUUUGCUCCCUGCACCGCAAAUGCCUGAGGAGGCCAGCUUGAUCCGCACCUCCAGACGAUUCUCUCAGAUGUCAAACCCAUUGUUGAUCCGAGACCAAGCCCGAAGCCCCGCAUUCUACCUGGAAUCCAACUUGAGAUCCCUGGUUGAAUCCUCACUUUUCUCCACCUUCAUAGGGGCCAUGAUUUUGACCAACUCGAUCUUCAUUGGCGUCCAGACGGACUAUGCAGCCUCCACUUGGCAGGCCCAAACGCCCCCCUUCUUCGUGGUCAGUAGGUUGGUUGCAGCGAGUGAGAUGCUUUUUGCCUUAAUCUUCCUUUCUGAACUCAUUCUCCGCAUCGCGGCCUAUCGAUGCGACUUCUUCAGUGGCCCGGACAUGGCCUGGAACCUCUUUGACACGAUGCUCAUCUUGUCCCAGGCCGUGGAGCAAGGGAUCACUGCGAGCAUCAUCUACCAAAACGGCCUGCAGGACCUGGAUCUGUCACAACUCACCGACGACACUUUGGUUUUGCGGGCCCUGCGGAUCUUUCGAUUGCUUCGCAUUUUGCGGAUUCUCCGAAUCAUGCACAUCAGCGGUGAGCUCCAGGCCAUUGUCACUGCUGUCAUGAAGGGCCUCCGCUCGUUUCUAUGGACCGUGAUCUUCCUGUUGCUUCUUCUCUAUGCGGUCGGCGUCUUCAUUACGCAGAGCGUAACGGAUUUCAAGAUCAGUUUGGACAGCCGUUCGGCGUUGGACCCAGAGCUGGCGGACUAUUUUGGCACCUUAGCUGGGACGAUGUUGGCCCUCUUCCAGGCGGUGACCGACGGCCAGGAGUGGCGCGAGAUGCUAAAACCCUUGAUGCGCGAGAUCUCGCCCUGGAUGGCGGUGCCCUUUUGUAUCUACAUUGCCUUUACGGUCUUUGCGUUGCUGAAUAUCUUGACAGGCAUUUUUGUUGACUCUGCGCUACAGAAUGGACAAGAGGAGAAGCGGCGCUUUUUGCUCCAAGAAGUGGGUCAACUCUUCUUGGAAGCGGACAAGGAGCAGAUGACUUGGGUGGAUUUCCAGGCUCAAUUGGAGAACCCACACCUGCAGCAACUCUUUCACGCCUUGGAUGUGGAUGAAGAGGAUGCCUUUAUGCUCUUCCACAUGUUGGAUGCCAGUCACGAGGGCCACAUUCAGGCGGACGAGUUCCUGAACGGCUGCCUACGUCUGGAUGGCCCUGCCAAGGCCAUUGACCUGGCGGCUUUCAUGGAGGAAUCCCGCAAGGUGAACCGAACAUUCCUGGCACAUGCCAAAUUUGUGAACAGCACCCUGUGCUGGUUGGUUUCCGCCAUUCAUGCCCAGAACCAGCAAGCGAGGCCGCUUGACUCAGGCCAACAGGGUGCCAGCUGAUUUAGCGGCACC